AUGGCUCUUCAUCCCAUCAACCGUGCCCUCUCGUACGGGGAGCCGCUGCUGUUCAUGCUCGUAGCUUUGUACAGGUUCAAAGGCUUCUUCCUGGUGCUCUUCGACAUUGCGACAUUGAAAGUGAGCCCAUCAGAGCUUCUCUCCUAUGACGCCAUUAGCGACCGUGUAUUUGGCAAGAUGUGGUUACGUAUCAGCGAAAUGGAGACCGUGGUCCCAGCACUCGUCGGUUCGGCCUCAGGCACCGUUCUUGAAAUCGGUCCUGGCAGCGGCAACCAGCUUGCGCGCUACAAUAAGUCGAAUGUCACGACCAUCUUCGGUAUUGAGCCAAACCGACAUCUUCAUGACGAAUUGCGCGCCAAUGUCGCAAAGUUCGGGUUGCAGGAUAUCUACCGGAUUGUUCCAUUCGGGAUCGAAGAGGUGCAGCGCAUGAAGUCUUUUGGUGUGGAGGAGGGCUCCAUCGAUACAGUGCUGUCUGUUCAGGUGCUUUGUGGUGUGCCAGACCCGGAGCAAGUCUGUAAGCGGAUGUAUCGGUUGUUGAGGCCCGGUGGGACGAUGAUUGUGUAUGAGCAUGUAGAGGCGAAAGAUUGGUUGAGUAGGAAGGUGCAAGGGGUCUAUCAGAUCGCCUGGCCCUGGCUUAUGGGAGGAUGCUCUCUUGUCAGGCCGACAGCAGAUUACCUCCUCAGCGCCGGUAAAUGGGAAACUGUCGACCUCACCUCAUCGGCCAAGGAGGAUCCGUGGCUUGUCAUUCCCCGUGUUUCCGGGAAGCUGAUCAAGGCUAAGUCAUAA
Messenger RNA from Bacidia gigantensis, 786 nucleotides. RefSeq lists its product as uncharacterized. The transcript is spliced from 4 exons. Gene Ontology annotation, molecular function: S-adenosylmethionine-dependent methyltransferase activity. NCBI's taxonomy places the organism in Eukaryota, Fungi, Ascomycota, Lecanoromycetes, Lecanorales, Ramalinaceae. The coding region runs from base 1 to 786 and encodes 261 amino acids. The record is from RefSeq and is a predicted model, not a curated record.